This is a messenger RNA of Rotaria socialis, 996 nucleotides long. The record is from the annotation of a GenBank genome assembly. NCBI's taxonomy places the organism in Eukaryota, Metazoa, Rotifera, Eurotatoria, Philodinida, Philodinidae.
AUGUAUCUUCGUUCAUUAUCAUCACCACUGAGAGUUAUCACAUCUUUUCAGUUUUCAUUUGCAUUUGUUCGAUCAUGUUCUGUCUUGAGUAAUACACCUAUUUUAUCUCCUUCUACAUGUCUAUCACAAUCACAACGAACAUUUAUGUUUUGGCGAGCUAAUAUCGAACGAGAACUCUAUGGAACACCCAAUAAAGCAUUGGCAACAAAAAAACGUCGACGCCUACAGAAAAGUAUUACACAAAUUAUUCGUGACGGACAAUUGAUGCGUUUCUUAAAAGAAGCAUAUUUGCCUGAAUGGAAUAAAUGGUGGAAAGAAAUACAGCCUUGGGAUAGAAAACAUGAUUUUUUUCAUAAUGAUUAUGUUGUUAUACAUGAUUUUGCUAAUAAUGACGAAAUUAAAAAAUGGACUGUACGAACAGAUCUCGAUGAAGGUGUUGGCGAAUCAACAGCUGAACUUGUACCAAGUGGACAUGGUUCAGUUCUAUUUCGCGGGCAAAUAUCGUCGAAAGUUGUUAACCAAAAUACAUUAUAUAAUCAAAGUGGCUUCGCUAUUAUGUUUUCUGAACGAUUACGUGGAACAUUUCUUAUGCCAGCUCAUCAGAAAGGUUGGACUAAUUUUACUCAUAUUCUUUUACGUGUUCGAGGUGAUGGAAGAUUUUAUGAAAUUCGAUUUCAUACUCCUGAUCAAGAUCAUCAUCAUUGGGCUGAUAUGUAUUCAAUGAUUUUAUAUACACGUGGUGGUCCUUAUUGGUCAACAGCUAAAAUCCCUUUUGCACAAUUCUUUCGUAAUAAUAUGGGACGUAUCAGUGAUAAACAAUAUCCUUUUCAACCACUUACGUGCACACAAGUGUCUAUAUCUGUUCUUGAUGCUGCUGAUGGACCAUUCGAACUUGAAAUCGGGGAAAUUAGUCUCCUACGCGAUUUACGUUAUACAUAUGAUAAAUUUGCUUAUGAGCAAUAUACACUACCACCUUAUACAACUGUUUAUAAUUGA